CCCCCCCAAACUCUUUUUUUUUUUUUUUUCCUGUGUCUCUGGAUGGAUCCGGACUGAAUGACAACAUUUGUGAGCGGAGGAACUGUUGCAUCACCCCGGCAGCUGCCGCACAUCACGGACUCGUUUGUCUCGCCGAGCGGAGGGAAUAACGAAGUUAGUUCUUUCCAGCCAGAGGAUGAAUGGCGAGCCGGGGGGGGGGGGUCGUUUGAAGACUUACAUGACUAGAUGAGCACGUUACGAUUCAGCGGCGUGGUUUCUGCGACUCUUUCGUACCUUCCGCGGUGUCAACUCCUGCCUCCUUGCAGACAGCUGGCUUCGGCUUUUCAGUCGUGAAGCGGGAAGUUCCUCGCCUGCCGAGGAGAGGCGCUGUCCGUGGUCCUGAAGUCAUCCCCGACAACUCCUGGGAAUCUCGCUCCUGGCCUCCUGCGAAGACAAACUUGUAGGUUCCUCUGAAGAGCAGCAGCUGGAGGGGACACUGUCCACCAGCAGCCGCAGAAAAGGGCUCAGUAUGCUAACUCAAACCAGAGUGCACCUGCAUACUCUGGUACUUUUGAUUUUUAUCGUCCACCUGAGCCAGCCAGUAUGUGUCAAUAUCCCAUCGGAGACCGAAGCAGUCCUGGGGAAAUCCAUGAUGUUGACGUGUAUCUCCUGUCUGAGGCGAGAGGAGGUCAAAGCAAAGACACGUGUGGAUUGGUACUACAAGCCAAAAAUCGGAAAAGACAUUCCUAAAACUCAUAUAUACAAGUAUGAGGGUGACACGGCAGUAGAAUUGGACGGACCAUUAAAGGGCCGUCUGACCUGGAACGGAAGCCAGGACUUGCAGGAUGUCUCCAUUCAAAUCCAUUACGUCACCUAUAACGACAGUGGUAUCUAUGAGUGCCACGUGCUUCGCGAGUUUGAGUUUAACUUCUUCACUCCCUCUGUCCUAAUCAUAAACAACAUCACGCUGAAGGUGAAAGAGAAAGCCAGUGAAGACACCACAGCGCUCUACUCUGAGAUCAUGAUGUAUGUGCUGCUGGUUUUCUUGACAUGCUGGCUGCUGGUAGAAAUGGUCUACUGCUACAGGAAGAUCUCCAAGUCUGAUGAGCAGGCGCAAGACACAGCGUAUUGACCAAUCACAACGGGACUUCAGUGUCAUAUGACAGAAACAGGCAUAGAUUCCACAACUUUAUCUAUGCCUCUAUGAAGGUAUCAUUACUCCCUGACAGCCAUGGGAAUCCUGCCAACUGACCUCCCCUGUGUAUCGACUGUGUCUUGUGAAGAGCCAGUCAAAAAUGUCCAUGCUCGACUUUUCUCCUCCUUUUCCUCUCAUCUUUUUUUUUACCUUCGUGCCAGUUAUCUGAAGUCAAGUGCUUUCACAAAUGCAGCAGGUUAAAGAACAACAAUGUCGGUGGCCUGUACUUAUUAUCAGAUAAAUACCAGCCAUGUUUCAUUUGGACCUGCCAGUUCGUAGAGUAAUAACAUUUUCUUUGUAGUAAGUGGUGCCUAUGUGUGAUUUAUAACCUAUAUAAAAAGAUGUGGUCCAUGGAAAAGAAAAAACCUGCCCUACUGCUGUCAAGGCUGUUAUGCUGACUCUGUAGUACUUGCUUGUUUAGUUUAUUUUGUUUUAUAACAAUUUUAUAGACCACGCUGAGAUUUUGGGUCACAUGUUAAUUUAUACUGGCCCAUAUCUUUUUAAUGUCUUUUUAAGGAAAAUGGAUUGCAUAGCUUUUAUACUGCAUGGAUGUGCAUUUCUCCCUAUUUUGCUCUACGCAUCAGUGUAAUGGAACUAUAUAAAACAUACGAAACCAUGUCAAGUCACACUAUUUCAGCUGAUCUGAAUUCAUAUAGAGGUCUUUCCUAUACGCUCCUUUGUGUAAAUCCUUAAUCCAUGUUCAGCUCUAUUAUCAAAGUACAUUUAGUAGGUUAAGUCUUACUGCAUACAGUUACUCUAAAAUUUAUUAAUAGGCUUUGACUGUUGCUGAUGUUCUACAGUAGCAUUGCUAUUGAGACUAAAUGUGUGCCUAUUUCUAUAGCAGAAAUUUAUAUUUUGUGAUUCAGUCAUACCACCCUGUUCUUUGUCUAUUACACGUGUGACAUCUUCUGUGUGACUGAGCUGUUUUUGAGCUAUUAAAUACAAUGCAUUCCACAGUC
Molecule: messenger RNA, 2133 nt
Organism: Xiphias gladius (swordfish)
Lineage: Eukaryota; Metazoa; Chordata; Actinopteri; Istiophoriformes; Xiphiidae
Gene: scn3b
Product: sodium channel, voltage-gated, type III, beta
Exons: 5
Coding region: 509-1111 (200 amino acids)
Biological process (GO): regulation of heart rate by cardiac conduction; sodium ion transport; ventricular cardiac muscle cell action potential
Cellular component (GO): voltage-gated sodium channel complex
Molecular function (GO): sodium channel regulator activity
Source: RefSeq, a predicted model, not a curated record